GCUUGGGGAAAAUAUCUCAUUUACUCACUUUCCUUCUGACAAAGCAAACUUCAAGCUCUGUAAUCUUUUAGUUCACUGAAGAGACCCGGCGAUAUGGCUACAAGCGUAGACCAGCUUACAGCUAAUCACGUGGACUGCCCUUGUCCUCCUGAGACGCCUGGUCUAAAGAUGACCCGACAACAGAUCUUAACUCUUAUUGCGAUGGCGUCCAUAAACUUCAGCUCAAUGAUAUGCUAUUCGAUAUUGGGACCAUUUUUCCCUCAUGAAGCAGAAAAGAAAGGAGUCAGUCAAGCAGUCAUCGGUUUGAUAUUUGGAUGCUAUGCUUUCUGCACUUUGGUUGGAUCGUUAAUACUGGGCAAAUAUAUUGUCCAAAUUGGGGCCAAGUUUAUGAUAACUGCAGGCUUGUUCAUUUCAGGCGGAUGCACUGUAGUCUUUGGCUUCCUUGACAGAGCUCCCGAUGGAACAGUUUUCAUAGUGCUCUGUUUUGUUAUAAGGUCUGCAAACGCAGUGGGCUUUGCUGCUGCCGUAACAUCUUCUUUUGCCGUAUCAGCAAAAGUUUUUCCCCACAAUGUUGCGACUAUUCUGGGCUUUAUGGAGAUAUUUACAGGAAUUGGACUCAUACUGGGACCACCAUUGGGUGGAUGGAUGUAUCAGUCAUUUGGAUAUGAAAUUCCAUUUAUUGUUUUGGGAUGUCUUCUGUUUUUGACCGUUCCCUUAAACAUGUGGAUUUUACCCAGCUUUGAUGCGGUUGCAUCGCAGGCCUCUUUCCUCAGGCUGUGUACCCGAGUAAAGAUCAUGCUCAUUUGCUUUGUGGUAUUCACUCUCAGCUCAGGCAUUGGCUUCCUGGAUGCAACUCUGUCAAUAUUUGCCAUGGAGAAGUUUAGCAUGAGCACUGGAUCUGUGGGUCUACUCAUGAUCGGGGUGUCAUUACCUUAUGGUGCUGCGUCCCCUGUCUUUGGAAUAAUCAGUGAUAAGUAUCCAUUUAUAAGGAGGUGGAUGAUGGUGUUGGGAGGAAUGGCCACAGCAGUUAGCUUUUGUUUACUUGGUCCUGUUCCUGUUUUGCAUGUUAAGAGUCAGCUUUGGCUUACUGUCGUCAUGCUGGUGGUCAUUGGCUUUUCUCUGUGUAUGACUUGCAUCCCCACCUUCGCUGAGAUGUUGAUAUGUGCUCAUGAAAAUGACUUUGAGGAGGGUUUAAGCACGCUGGGUUUGGUAUCCGGCCUCUUCUCAGCUGUGUGGUCUGCCGGGAUGUUCUUUGGGCCCACCGUUGGUGGAUAUAUCACACAAAAACUGAAUUUUGAAUGGAGUGCAGGAGUUCAAGGAACACUCGCUUUUUUUGCUGCAUUUCUACAAAUAAUAUAUUUCACCAAUGAAGAAAUACAGAAGAGAAGGCUACAGCAGAGCAUUCGGACUGAAUCCACGUUGUUUACAGAAGAAAAAUCCCCUCUUCUGUCUUCUGCUCAUCAUUUAUAGGUACUGAAAUAUGAUAUGCAAGUGCAUUGCUACAGUGUACCGCUAUGAGAAACGGGGAAAAGCAUCAUGCCGACAAGAAAAUAGUUGAUUUUUCUUAAGAAUACAGAGAACGUUAAACACAAUUUUGCCACUUUUUACUCAAUGUUGUGGCUAUUUUUCAGGACAAAAGGUGCUGUUAUUCUGUAAAACCUUAUUGGAGUCAAAGCUCACUGAUGUGUCAGUACCUCAAAAGAUAUGUCUAUUUACUGUACAUGCAAUACAGGCUCACUUGAGUUUGCACUCAAGUGAGCCUGUGCCUUAAAUAAAUUAAUUAGGGAAGCACAAUGUUAUUGGAAUUAAAUCAGUAGGGGCAGAUAAUUGCUUGGAAAAAAUAUCAGCAUCGAACAGAUGUUUCGAUUUCACAGAUGCUUCAAACAGAUAUUUGAUUACAUAUGUAUUAUACUGUGGGAGAGCAGAAUGUUUAGGAUGACUCUGUAAAACAUCUGCAUUUUAUUAAUUUUAAUGCAGUAACACUAGAAAUAAGUUAUAUUAUUCCGUAAUGGUAAUCCACGUAGAUGUAGUCCAGGUUUUUGUACAUUUUACAAAUGUCUAUAAUAUCGGCAGAAGCAUACAUGAAAAAUACAGGAUGUCUGCAUUGACCCCGAAUCCCAUAUUCCUAAAAUGAAUUAUACAUAAGACAUAAGAAGCACAGGCUAUAAAUGGGAAACAUUUUUUUUCUACUGGGUAUCUUUUUAUCUGUAUACCACUCUUUCUCUCUACAGAGACAGUGUAGAACUUCUUAGUAGUACUUUAUGUAUAGAGUGUAUAAAGAUAUGUGUGUACACUCUUAAAGGUGCUACAAAGGGUUUUUUUUGCCACUUUUGGUUCCCUAAAAGACCAUGUUUGAAAAUGAGUAUUGUGUGAAUAAUCUUAAAAAACCUUAACAUAUAGGUUCUAUACCAAUUUAAAACUUCCUAGAUCUUUAACAUUAUAUGGAAGGUCCUUUAUACUAAAAAACUUUCUUCACACAUCUCAUUUACAAAUCUCUGCCACCUUUAAGAGUAUAGUGUGUAAUGUUGAUGUAUAAUGUUUUAUAAACAUGCUUAACAUUUCAGAUUUUCUGAACACAUAUUUGGUAAAAUUUAAAUAUUAAUGAAUCUUGAAAGAUUCUUAUAUCUUCAUUUAUUGAUGUUCACUAGGGAACAUAUCUCUGGUACUAAAUGUUGGUAUGCUAUUUCAAAAGGAAUGCUGGAAAAUAUGUUUAUA
Messenger RNA from Colossoma macropomum (tambaqui), 2715 nucleotides. It is a transcript of the gene slc18b1, whose product is annotated as solute carrier family 18 member B1. Gene Ontology annotation, molecular function: transmembrane transporter activity. The record is from RefSeq and is a predicted model, not a curated record. The transcript has 14 exons. Gene Ontology annotation, biological process: transmembrane transport. Lineage: Eukaryota; Metazoa; Chordata; Actinopteri; Characiformes; Serrasalmidae. The coding region runs from base 94 to 1470 and encodes 458 amino acids.